CUCAGCCUCUCCCUCUCUGGCUUCAUCUGCUCAUUUCAGCGUGCAGGCAGGAAGAGAUGGCAGCCGGGGAGGUGCAGGUCUAUGCGAAGGUCAACAGCAAGCUCAGAGGCCGCAGCGCCGCCUCGCUCCUGGACCCGCUUCUGGGGAUGGGCUUCCCGGCACACACGGCGCUGAAGGCAUUGGCAGCCACUGGGAGAAAGUCGGCGAAAGAGGCAGCCGAGUGGCUGCGCUGUCACUGCAACGACCCUUCUCUGGAUGACCCCAUCCCCCAGGAGUAUGCCCUUUUCCUCUGUCCCACGGGGCCCCUGCUGGAAAAGCUUCAAGAGUUCUGGAGAGAGAGCAAGCGCCAGUGCACGAGGAACCGAGCCCAUGAGGUCUUCCCGCACAUAACGCUCUGUGACUUCUUCACGUGUGAAGACCAGAAGGCGGAGUGCCUGUACGAGGCUCUGAAGAGAGCCGGCGACCGGAUGCUGGGCUCCUUCCCCCCGGUGGUCCCUCUGGUUCUCCAUUCUUCCAUCAGCUACCUGGGCUUCUUCGUGAGCGAGGGCUCUGCAGACGUCAUCCGGGAAUUCGCCACGAUAUUCGCCACGGAGGCGGCCGUCUUAGCAGACUGCACCGUGAAGCCCUGCACCAAGCAGCUGCAUCUGACACUGGCCCACAAGUUCUACCCCCACCACCAGAGGACGCUGGAGCAGCUGGCCAAGGAGGUGAACCCGGGCCACAGCUGCCAGUGGACCGCGGCGCUGUACUCGCGGGACAUGCGCUUUGUGCACUACCAGACCCUGAGGGCCGUGUUUCAGUACAAACCCCAGAACGUGGACGAGCUGCCACUAAAUCCCGGCGACUACAUCUUCGUGGACCCCACGGAGCAGGAGGAAGCCAGCGAGGGCUGGGUCAUUGGGCUCUCGCAGCGGACCGGCUGCCGAGGCUUCCUGCCCGAGAACUACACGGAGCGAGCCAGUGAGUGCGACACCUGGGUGAAACACAGGACAUACACCUUCAGUCUAGCCGCGGACCCGAACUCCAGAAAGGACGGGGAAGCCAGCAGCAGACAGAAUGGGGAAAUCCAUCCUCCCCCAAGGCCACGGAGCGCCAGCAGCCUGCAGGCUUUACAGGCCGCCAUCGUGAGGCGAAGCGUGCUGGUGGUGCGCCACGGGGAGCGGGUGGACCAGGUCUUCGGGAAGUCCUGGCUGCAGCAGUGCUCCACUCCCGACGGGAAAUACUACCGGCCAGACCUGAACUUCCCCUGCAGCCUGCCCCGGCGGAGCCACGGCCUCAAAGCCUUUGAAAACGAUCCGCCAUUAUCGUCUUGUGGAAUUUUCCAAGCCAGAACGGCAGGAGAAGCACUGCUGGACAGCGGCGUCAGAAUCACCUCCGUGUUCACCUCCCCGGCCCUCCGCUGCGUGCAGACGGCCAAGCACAUCCUGGAAGAGCUCAAACUGGAGAAAAAAUUAAAGAUACGCGUGGAGCCCGGGAUCUUCGAAUGGACGAAAUGGGAGGCCGGCAGAAGCGCCCCGAGCCUCAUGACCCUGGAGGAGCUGAGAGAGGCGAACGUCAACGUCAGCAUGGAGUACAGGUCCGCCUUCCCCUUCGCCGCCCUCCUGCCUGCGGAGAGCUAUGACGAGUUCGUGCGCAGGUGCGCGGUGAGCGUGGAGCACAUGCUCAGCGGCUGCCCGCAGGACGCAGGCAUCGUCCUCAUCGUGGGCCACGGCUCGGCGCUGGACUCCUGCACGCGCCCGCUGCUCGGGCUGCCGCCCCGGGACUGCGCGGACUUCGCCCACCUGGUGAGAAAGAUUCCUUCCCUGGGGAUGUGCUUCUGCGAAGAGGUCAGAGAGGAAGGCAAGUGGGAGCUGGCGGCCCCUCCCGUGAAGACGCUGACCCACGGCUCCAACUCGGCGUUUAACUGGAGGAACUGGAUCCUGGGCAACUGAGAGUGCCGGCA
Messenger RNA from Phyllostomus discolor (pale spear-nosed bat), 1942 nucleotides. RefSeq names its product ubiquitin associated and SH3 domain containing A (gene UBASH3A). Lineage: Eukaryota; Metazoa; Chordata; Mammalia; Chiroptera; Phyllostomidae. Gene Ontology annotation, molecular function: protein binding. Gene Ontology annotation, cellular component: cytoplasm. The transcript has 14 exons. Gene Ontology annotation, biological process: negative regulation of T cell receptor signaling pathway. The coding region runs from base 57 to 1931 and encodes 624 amino acids. The record is from RefSeq and is a predicted model, not a curated record.